GUCAUUAUGAAAAAGGUCUAUUGUGUAAUGUGUAUGGGAUUUAAAACAUGGCAUUUCACCAUAGAAAUAUAAUGGACAAUAUUUCUAUACAUUUCACAUUAGGUUGCGAGCAUGUGAGCAAAACCUGGAUUGUAUCAAACAAUUUGCAAGAAAUGCUACACAAAACUAUAAUUUUCAGUCAUUUUAUUAUAAUCCAACACUACAGCAAUGAAUGUUAUUUAUAAAAAUGUGUUAAUUUUAGGUAAUUGUGAAGAACUUGAGUCUAACAAGUGUUUGUCAUGCUUGCAACUAGCAGGAUGUGCUUGGUGUUCAGAUGUGGUAUGUCUUAUCAAUUGUAAUAACAUGAAGUUUCCAACAAGUUGCAAGGUCUUAUAGGCCCCGUUUACAUGAGACCGGUACGCAUACCUAAUUUUGGUGUGCAGUGAUAACCAAUUUGUGCAGUGAUAAAAAUGAAAUGUGCAGUGGUAAAAUGUGCAGUGAUAAAAUUUGCUGUGAUAAAUUGUUAAUUAUAUGAAGAAAAUGAGGCAACAAGCAGAAAAAACUGAACUAAAAACUUGUCUUGUCACUAGAAAGUAUUAAUAAUAAUUUUGAAUGAGAAUAUCCUGAAUGAAAUUGAAAUAAAAGAUGCCAAAUUAUCGAACCUCAGCACUAAUAUUUUACUUAAGGUUGAUCAAAUGAACAAAGUCUCCCAUCAAAGAUCCGAUCUCUUUAUGAGCUUGGAUGUUGGAGUGAAUGAUACUUAACUUUUUGUAAUCGUAUUAGUAUAUAAUCCUCAGGAUUCUAUUGAAUGUCCCCGCACAUUGACAAAAAGGCCCUUUGAGAGAGGCUAGUACAAAAUGUUCUGUGGGUGCAUGCCCCAGGAACUCUUUCGUUGUAUUUUAUUUGUGUUUUAUUAUCUAUUUAAAAUUUAAAGGGCCCACAGUAAUUGGUAACAUAUACUGUUGUGGUGACCCUGCCAUGAAUGCAUGCAUGAUAAUGGCGAAGUUAAAUAAAUAAAUAAAUAAAAGUUUAUCACAUCUAAGCCGCCUCUUAUUUAUCAAGACGAAAAUUUUUCGUUCCUGCAAGCAUAUGAUUAUCAAACUACGCUGUCAUAGAAAGUCGUAACAGCAGGUGCUGUCAAGGUCGCCCAGAGGGAGGGGGCAAUUUGCGCUGGACCCCAGUUAAAGGUGGCCCAAAAAAGAAUUACAUUGAAAUAUAGGUAUAACUACCAACAAACUUCCAGAAUGCAGGAUUUGGGAUUUCAAAAUUUUCUCAGGAGAAUGCCCCCAGUUCCUCUUAAUCAUAGUGCUAGAAGAUGGAAUCAGGAGGGGCCACAACUCAAUUUUUGCCCUGGGCCCCCAAAUUUCCCUGGGGGACCCUGGGCGCUUUGCAGUGCAUGUUGAUUUUGGGAUCAUUUUAUAUAUCAAUUGUAGCCUGUCUUUUGGUUAGACAUUAAAAGGAUGUGUUCACAAAUUUUGAGGGCGUGGCUUCUGCUCGGCUAAACUUUGCACAAAAAUGUGCAGUGAUAAAAAAUUCUUAAAAUUAGGUAUGCCGGUACGAAGUCAAGCCGGGAUGAAAAUUGAAAUUUCAACAUGUUUGCAGGAGACCGGUACGAAAAUCACAAAAUUUUCAAUUUAUUCCCCUUGCCAGGCAUCGCAAUUUUCUUUUUUAGAUGGCUUUUAUUUGUUAGCAUGUGUUGUUUCAAUGUCAAGGUUACAGCCGACACCGGUCUGAAAUGUAUUUGUGUUUACAUUUAUCCCGGUCUGAAUUCAUGCCGGUCUUCAGUCAGCCGGCUUGGUCCAGCAGGCGGAAUGACUUGAGACCGAUAUGAGUUAUUUUCGUCCCGGUCUCAUGUAAACAUCUAUUAUAAAUAAGGCCCCGUUUACAUGAGAUCGGUACGAAGUUAAUGAAAAUUGAAAUUGUCAACAUGUUUACAUGAGACCGGUACGAAAAUCAGAAAAUUUUCAAUUUAUUCUCCUUGCCAGGCAAUUUUCUUUUUUAGAUAGGUUUUGUUAGCAUGUGUUGUUCCAAUGUCAAGGUUACAGCCGAGACCGGUCUGAAAUGUAGUUGUGUUUACAUUCAUCCCGGUCUGAAUUCAUGUUGGUCUGAAGUCAGUCGGUUCGGUCCAGCAGGCGGAAUGACUUGAGACCGAUAUGAGUUAUUUUCGUCCCGGUCUCAUGUAAACAUCUAUUAUAAAUAAUACUAAGUCUAUGACCGAAACGAAAUGGUCCCGGUUUGACUUCGUUCCGGUCUCAUGUAAACGGGGCCUUAUUAUAGGCUUAAUUAUUAAACUGCCUUAUCAUGUGACCACGAUGAAAGCAUGAGAUAGCAUAUAUAUCAGAUUUGGUAAUAACUUAUGAUUACGAUUAUGAUUAUGAUUAUGAUUAUGCAUGAUUAUGAUUAUGAUUAUGAUUAUGAUUAUGAUUGUGACAAUGACAACGACAACGACAACGAUGGAAACUUUAUUUAAUAAUUGUGCUAUAUACUAUAUAUAUACAAUUGUAAUUUGUAAAUCUCACUAAGUUAAGGUAACUUACAAUUGGCUAUUUGAAUCACAACUAUGAACUAAUAAAAAUGACAAGACAGAAUACAUGAAGAUAUAUACAAGACAAUCAGAUAUUUCAAAUAGUUAACAAGUCCGGACUUUCCCAUUCCUUAUUUCGACAGCAAUAAUAAUAUAUUAAUUAUUAUUAUUAUUGAACGAACUUAUUGAUUGCCAUGACUAUAACUAAAACAUACUUAUAGUAAUUUUGAACCUAAUAAAAUACUGUAUGACAAUUUUAGAAUUAUACAAGUACCCGAUGUAACACACCACAGCAACAUGCCAUAUUCCAAUGUAAUAUGACAGUCAAUGGCAAUCCAGACCCUAAACCAACGGUAAGUGUGCUGCAAAAGAAUGAGUUCAAUAUAUUAUAGUGAACGAACAAACAAAUGAAUAAAUGAAUGAGAAUCAAUAUCUUUUAAGCGAAAUCUUUUUUCCUUUAACUUCAGGAAAGAUGUUUCUUUUAUCAGCUGAGAUGGGAUUAUAUUCAAUAUUUUCGCUCUGUUCUACUCGAAAAUAAAGAGACCAGCUUAAAUGGGUACUUAACGGUCUUGACUCUUGGCAAAUUAGGCAAAAGGAGUAAAUCCUGCACAUGUGAUGUCGCACAGGCUAAUUUAGCCAUUUAAUUUUAUUAAGUUUUAAAUUGGGAGGACAUAUUGUACGCCUUAUGUGAUAGGCGUAUGGGCGGAAGAUUAGAGGUUGGACAGAUUCGUGGAAAUAUAAAGUCAAUCUUAAAACGUUAAACAAAGUUCAAUCUGUCAUUAAGUUUCUCUGACUAAACAUGACAGUAAUAUUAGUAACUCAAGUUCAAUAUCCUGAUCUUGAGUUACUUUAACCAAAUUAACCAGGACUAUGAUCCAAUUAACCAGGACUAUGAUCAAAUUAACCAGGACUAUGAUCAAAUUAAGCAGGACUAUGAUCAAAUUAAGCAGGAUUAUGAUCAAAUUAACCAGGACUAUGAUCAAAUUAGCCAGGACUAUGAUCCAAUUAACCAGGACUAUGAUCCAAUUAACCAGGACUAUGAUCAAAUUAACCAGGACUAUGAUCAAAUUAACCAGGACUAUGAUCAAAUAAACCAGGACUAUGAUCAAAUUAACCAGGACUAUGAUCAAAUUAAGCAGGACUAUGAUCCAAUUAACCAGGACUAUGAUCAAAUUAACCAGGACUAUGAUCAAAUUAACCAGGACUAUGAUCCAAUUAACAAGGACUAUGAUCAAAUUAACCAGGACUAUGAUAAAAUUAAGCAGGACUAUGAUCAAAUUAACCAGGACUAUGAUCCAAUUAACCAGGACUAUGAUCAAAUUAACCAGGACUAUGAUCAAAUUAGCCAGGACUAUGAUCCAAUUAACCAGGACUAUGAUCAAAUUAACCAGGACUGUGGAAAAUUAGCCAGGAACAUACCUGGAAAUAUUUAAACCACGGCGUUUUUAAAGGGCAGUCUUCAUAUAUAUCCAACCUGUGCAGGCUAAAACCUUUCAUAAAAUAAUUCGAAUACUGAUUUAUUGCACCUCAUCAUUCUUUAGCUCGAGAAGGAGAAGCUGACAGACCUAAAUCAGAUAACGCCUAAAAAAGUUUCGUCCAGAGUGCGUGUAGGUUGGUAUAUAUACACUAGAUUUUUGUAUUAACUCGAUGGUGGGUGAUGACCAAUGAGAUAUACUGUCCAGGGCAUUUUCUAAGGAUAUUCGAGUGGAGGGGGAGGGGGGGGCAUUGGCAAAAAGGGACCUCCCUCCAAAACAUUAAAUGUACAACAUGUGCGUCAAUAUGUGACCUGAAAGGAACUAAAUAAAUGUUCAUUAACGCAAAUAGAUUAUAGUGACGUUCGUCAAAGUAAUAUCAAGUUUUGUUUUCCAGUUUUCCUUAAACUGGAAAAUACACUAAACUGAGUGAAGGCUAAUUUCCACUCAGGAAAAUUAUCCGUGGGUUGGAACGGACAAGAAAGUUUUUCUUUGUCUUAUGAGCUCUGGGUUGGAACUAAUGACUUUAAUUUUAACACAAAGAAACAUUUUCUUGUCCGUUCCAAUCCACGGAUAAUUUUCCUGAGUGGAAAUUAGCCUUGAGAAUAACUGCUAAUACAUUCUCUUGAACUAAAUUAUUCUUCAUUUUUUUUCAAUAUCUUUUAAAGAAGUGAUUUUGGCGGGGGGGGGGGGGCUAAUUAGUUAAAAAAUGCCCUGAUACUGUGACAUAUGUUGGGCUAUAGGCUCGUGUAGUUUUGAAAAAUACUGAACACCGGUAUCAGAAAAUAUUAUUUUCCGAUACAGUCCGAUAUUUGUGUUAUUGAUAUACAACUUGUUAUUUAGGCGAUACACAGUAGCACAAGGCACAGUGUCACCUGCUGAGCAGCGAUAUGAAUUUUCUGACGUUUUUCGCAUUAAACUAGUAGUUACUAGUGCUUAAAGUUCUUAAAGAAGUGGCAAUAUUAUAUGGCUCAUGGUGCUCAUUAUUUAAUGAAAGUCCGCCUAAUUUACUCCCAAUCUUCAAUUUAAUUAAUUAAACUUUUUUUCCCGUGGACUUUCAUGUAAUGAUAAAUAUUAAUAUGGAAUUACAUAUUGACAUAAAAUCGCAUCGCUCAGCAGGUGAGACUUUGCCUUUACUUAAAAUGGCUUUAAGAACAAUCUUUUAUAAACGAUAACAUUUAUCUACUUUUAACACUGUUUUGCAAGUUUAGCACCAAAGUGUAUUUGACGUCUAUAAACGUCCAAAAUAAUAUAAAAAUAUUCGUUUUGUUGUUGUUAUAAUUAGUUAUCAACUCUACAGGGUGUAUAAACGAAAAACUGAACAGAUUUGAAAUUGCUCUCAAUUUCGCAAAACAGCUAUUAGUAUCCAGUUUUUGAUGUAUAUAGCUUCCUUGGGUACUUAUAAUGUAGAAUAAUGUAGAAUAAUGAACAAUUUGUUGGGUUUGUAAUUACUGUACAAACUUUCAGACAAUUUGCGUUAGCUUAAGCCCUUUAACUAUUCGCACAAACUUACAUUUUUUCCUAAAAAUCAGCUAUUUGCAUGCUUAAUUAAUGCCUUAAGUAAAGGCAUUAAUUAAGCAUGCAAAAGGCUGAUUUUUCAGGAAAAAAUGAAUAGUUAAAGGGCUUAAACUAAAGAAAAGUGUCUGAAAUUUUGUACAGUAAUUAAAAACUCAACAUAUUUUCCAUCUAUUAACUCAAAAUAUGAUUAUAGCUUUUAAAUUUCGUUCGCAAGCCAUUUUUAGCUUGUUGGAAAAGACACCCCCCCUGGUUCACAGAAUUUGAGUUCGAGAAUUUUUUUUCAUUAUUCUACAUCAUAAGUACCCAAGGAAGUUAUAUACAUCAAAAACUGGAUACUAAUAGCUGUUUAGCAAAAUUGAGAGCAAAUUCAUAUCUGUUCAGUUUUCUUUAUACACCCUGCAUAGAAUACACGAUUCUGAUUUGAAUUUCUGUGCUAAAUUGUACAAACCAAAUGUCAUUUAAAACAAGCUGCUGUACGUAUAUGCGUAAUUGACUUUUUAUUUUUGAAUUUGUUUGAUGGCAAAUGAGUUUUCUAUAUCAUCUUAUUUGUUUCUAGGUGAGCCUGUCAAAUUCAAAAUAGAAAUUGAACCUUCCAAGAACUAUCCUGUUGAUUUUUACAUAUUGAUGGAUUUAACUGCCACCAUGAAAGAUGAUUUAAAUAAUGUUAAGAAGCUUGCACUUGAUAUUUGUAAGUAUAUACUAACUUUUGUCACCAUGGUAUGCAUUGUUAUUUUUGUCUUGCUCUGAAGCCAACCAUCAGGUUUGGGUUCAGAGCAAGUUGUACAAUUGUACAUCAAAAGUCAAGACUCCCCUUCAUAAAACUACCACUUUGCGUCUUUGGACAUAUAUUUGGACAUAAUUUGGACAUAUAACUUGAACGUGUAACAGUUUAAAGAACUUUUAAUGAGCAUUUUUGAUCAGCUAAAUUUAAUUAAUUUCUAUUUUCAGCUGCCAAGUUAAGGGAACUUACAAACAGAUCCAGAUUAGCUUUUGGAUCGUUUGUUGACAAACCCGUGGCACCAUAUCUAAGGCAUGAGGAGUAAGUAAAUAAGCGUAUAUGA
Paramuricea clavata is the source of this 6554-nucleotide messenger RNA. The record is from the annotation of a GenBank genome assembly. Lineage: Eukaryota; Metazoa; Cnidaria; Anthozoa; Malacalcyonacea; Plexauridae.